This is a messenger RNA of Acanthocheilonema viteae, 369 nucleotides long. The record is from the annotation of a GenBank genome assembly. NCBI's taxonomy places the organism in Eukaryota, Metazoa, Nematoda, Chromadorea, Rhabditida, Onchocercidae.
AUGACAACAAAUGAUCCACAAUUAAAGGAUAUUGGAAAGGAGCGUGGAUUGGAAAUAUGGCGAAUUGAGACAAAAAAUCCAGGCGAAUGGAAUGUUCAUUUUUGGCUGGGAAAUGAAACAACUCAGGAUGAAAAAGGAGCAGCAGCAAUUAUGACUGUACAAAUUGAUGAUGCACUUAAUGGGUUACCUGUACAAUAUCGCGAGGUUCAAGGACAUGAGUCACCGCUGUUUUUAUCUUAUUUCAAGGAUGGCAUACGUUAUCUGAAAGGAGGGGUAGCGUCUGGUUUCACACAUGUCAUUGAUGAAUACAAAAAUUGGAAACCAAAAUUAUUCCAAUGCAAAGGAAAGCGGAAUGUACGAUGUACAGAG